This is a messenger RNA of Vanderwaltozyma polyspora DSM 70294, 927 nucleotides long. RefSeq lists its product as uncharacterized. The record is from RefSeq and is a predicted model, not a curated record. The transcript has a single exon. Lineage: Eukaryota; Fungi; Ascomycota; Saccharomycetes; Saccharomycetales; Saccharomycetaceae. Bases 1 to 927 code for a protein of 308 amino acids.
AUGAUGUCAGCAAGAGAUAGAGGAACCAUGUCUGGGAGAUCAAGGGUCCUCAGCUCUGGGUUUGAUGAAAACUUAUGGGACUUUGAUGAUAUUGACACUAUUGUAAAAGCCAUGGAAUUAUUAGGUGAUGGAAAUGAUACCAAGGUUGUCAAGUCAAUACCAUCAGAUGAGAUAAAUGAUGUUGCUGACAAUGCUGAUGUUAGUUUAGAAGUAAUAGAUGAAAAAAAUAACUUAUCUGCGGCAAGCAUAUUCGCUAAAUUACCUAUUCUAACCAAUACACCGUUGAUCAAAUUUAAUGAGACUAGCGAUAAUCAAUCAAGUCCAAGUGAUUUUGAUGAUAUUGUUACAAGAAUUCAAAAAUUAGGAGAUGAUGAUAUAAAUAAUUUUCCUGUCAUAAAAAAAGGAUUUUAUUCCUCUCCUUGGAAAAAUAAUGAUAAUAAUGACAGAUCUAUUGAUUCAGCGACACUUGCAACAAACUAUAAUAUCAACAUUAGAAGUAACGAACGUAAAAUAUCACCAGCAUACAGCACAAAUUCAGAGUUCUCAGGAAAUCUGCGUUCAGAGACUCCUUGUUCGGUGGUAUCAGCUGACGUCGUAGAUCAUCAUCAUCAACCUCAUCACCAAAAAAAAUUGGAGCCACCUUUACAACUACCCACUCAAACUCAAAAGUUAGGUGCCCUUUCUAAGAGAAAAUAUAAGCUAAUCAACUUCACCGAAAGUGGGGGCGAUAUAUUACUGCCGAAACCUGAACUAGAAACAAUUCCGGUUAGUGGAAAGGAUUUGGAUUCGAAGGGUCAGACAAAGAAUGAAGUAGUGUUAGGGAAUCCAAAAAUAGAAAUUAACCAAUCACUCAAGUUACGUUCAAGGCCUAAACCCCCUCCAAGUUUUCAACUGCAUGUGAAUAAUCCUGAUAUUAAAGACCCCUGA